Kazachstania africana CBS 2517 is the source of this 1446-nucleotide messenger RNA. RefSeq names its product DNA-binding transcription factor YAP1 (gene YAP1). Lineage: Eukaryota; Fungi; Ascomycota; Saccharomycetes; Saccharomycetales; Saccharomycetaceae. The coding region runs from base 1 to 1446 and encodes 481 amino acids. Gene Ontology annotation, molecular function: transcription cis-regulatory region binding; DNA-binding transcription activator activity, RNA polymerase II-specific. The record is from RefSeq and is a predicted model, not a curated record. Gene Ontology annotation, cellular component: RNA polymerase II transcription regulator complex. The transcript has a single exon.
AUGAGUGCUCUAACUGCUUCUACAAAAAGACCUUUGGAGUCUACUACAUCCACUGAUAAUGAUACAGAUGAUAAGAACGCUAUACCCAAAAAGAACAACGCUUCGAAGAGUUCAAGAACAGAAUUGGAUCAAGAAGCUAAAUUGAAGAGAACGGCUCAAAAUAGAGCUGCUCAAAGAGCUUUUAGGGAAAGGAAAGAGCGUAAAAUGAAAGAAUUAGAAGCUAAAGUUGAUCAUUUAUCAAAUAUUCAAAAACAAAAUGAAAUCGAAUCGGAAUUUUUAAGAUCACAAUUAAUUACUUUGGUUAAAGAAUUAAAAAAAUAUAGACCUGAAACUGCAAAUGAUUCACAAGUUUUAAAUUAUUUAGCAAAACAUGAAAAUGGUAAUUUUAAUGAAAACUUAAGUAAAAAAAGUAAUUUCUCGUUCGCUUUCCCAUGGGAUGAUAAUAAUGCAACAACAGAUAAAUCAGAUAAUCUUAAUACCACCACAAAUAAUAAUAUUCCAUCUCCUGAUAAUUCCCCUGUUACUGCAUCUAAUGAUAAGAAAAAUUAUCCAAGUAGUGUAUCAUCAAUAGAACCAUUAAAUCAAAAUAAUAAUAAUAAUAUUAGUUCUUUGUCACCUUCCUUGGAUGAUAAUGAUGGUAUUUCUCCAUCAAUUAAUUGGCUAGAUAAUAUGCUUCACACUGAGGAUCUUUUUAAUGAACAACUUUCGUCCUUCUCAAAUACUCCAAUUAGUAGAAAUGAUAGUAACGAAUCAAAAAAUCCAAUGACUGACUCACAACUAAUUUCAAAUGAAUUCAAUUUUGAAGAUCAAUUCGAUGAAAAAGUAACAGAUUUCUGUAUUAAGAUGAAUCAAGUUUGUGGUACAAGAUCAAAUCCAAUUCCAAAAAAAUCAACCUCAAACUUACCAUCUACUGAAAGUACUCCAUUAUUUACAAAUACUUUUGAUUCUCCAAGUUUUGGUCAACUAAAUAUCCAAAAUAUCGAAUCUACUAAUAGUGACAAUACUAAUAAUGAUACAACACCAGAUGAUAAUGGUAUCUUCUCAUUUUUAAAUCCUUCAUUAGCUUUUCCUUCAUCCACAUCUCCAGAAAAUUCUCUGAGUGAUGGUAGCAUUAAUAACAAUAUCGAUAACAAUAACAAUUCUUCUCUAAAUAAUUUCAGAGAUACCUCCAUCUUUGAUGAUUUCUUAAAACAUGAGGCUGAACCAAGCGUAGAAGAUUUAAUUAACGAAGAAAUUGAUGAUAUAAAUGACGUCGUACCUUCAAAAGAUAAAAAUUUAUUAAGAUGUUCUGAAGUUUGGGAUCGUAUUACGGCACACCCAAAAUAUUCCGAUAUAGAUAUCGAUGGUCUUUGUGGUGAAUUAAUGGCAAAAGCUAAAUGUUCAGAAAAGGGUGUCGUUGUCAAUGCUGAAGAUGUGCAAAGUGCCUUAAGUAAGCACCUAAGUUAA